Messenger RNA from Brachypodium distachyon (stiff brome), 1641 nucleotides. Its product is annotated as alpha-humulene synthase. Gene Ontology annotation, molecular function: magnesium ion binding; terpene synthase activity. Gene Ontology annotation, biological process: diterpenoid biosynthetic process. NCBI's taxonomy places the organism in Eukaryota, Viridiplantae, Streptophyta, Magnoliopsida, Poales, Poaceae. Bases 14 to 1630 code for a protein of 538 amino acids. The record is from RefSeq and is a predicted model, not a curated record. The transcript is spliced from 8 exons.
ACUAGCAAUUCAAAUGGCGACUCCCCAGAGAGUUUCUAGCUUCGAGCCAUCGGUGUGGGAUGAUUUCUUCGUCCAAUACGAGCCAGAGCCAUUCCAGAUAUCUGAAGAAUGCAUGAAGGUGAAAGCUGACAAGCUGAAGGAUGACGUUUGCAUGUUGUUCAAGACAUUCAAUAAUGGUACUGUCGUAGACAAAAUGAUCUUAUUGGAUGCGCUCCAACGUCUCGGCAUAGAUCAUCUUUUUCAAGAACAGAUCAACACGGCAAUAAAAGGCAUCUACGAGAGUGAAUCCAAUUGCUGUAGCCUCUAUGAGGCUGCACUUCGCUUUCGCUUGCUUAGAGAGCAUGGACAUUGGGUCUCUCCGGAUGUAUUCAAUAAAUUCAAGGGGGAAGAUGGGAGCUUCAACAAGAAUGUAACUAAAGAACCAAUGGGACUGUUAUGUUUAUACAACGCAGCGUACCUUUCAAUCCAUGGUGAAUCAGAACUUGAUGAAGCCAUCUCUUUUGCAAGGCAUCAUCUUGAAUCCAUGGGAAACAGUCUUAACUACCCUUUAUCUGAGCAAGUCAAAAGAAAUCUUGAGAUACCAUUACCAAGGAUUUCAAAGAGAUUGGACGUGCCCUAUUAUAUUGCAGAGUACAAACAUGAACAAGAAUGCAACCCUUUGGUGCUAGAGCUUGCAAAGCUCGAAUUUAAUCUCCUGCAGCGUCUUCACCAGUCAGAGCUCAAGGCUUAUUGUCGAUGGGCAAACGAUCUAUAUGAAGACGUGGGACUCAGCUACUCUCGGCAUCGUAUGGUUGAAUGUUACUUCUGGUCCUACAAUGUGUACUAUGAACAACACUAUGGAGGUGCAAGAAUAAUCCUUGCCAAGUUAAUUGAGCUAGUAUGCCUGUUAGAUGACACUUUUGAUAUACAUGCAACCUUAGAGGAGGGCCGAAAGCUCAACGAAGCCAUACAAAGGUGGGAUGAGAGUGCUAUUCCUAUUUUACCAGAAUACUUGAAGAAGUACUAUAUCAGGUUGAUGGAUACCUACAGAGAGUUGGAGGAUGAACUGAAACAAGAUCACAAGUACCGCAUUGUUUAUUGUAGGAAAGCAUUCCAUACUCUAUGCAGAUAUUACCAACAGGAAGCUGAAUGGUUUCAUAAUAGUUACACACCAAGCUUUGAAGAUCAUGUCAAGUGCUCAGUCAUCUCCGCAGCGACUCCGUUUCUAUGCAUCGGUCUGCUUGUUGGUAUGGGUGAGGAAGCAACCAAGGAAGCAUUCGAGUGGGCCCUUGGCUGUACCGAUGCCGUAAAGUCUUGUGGUGAGGUGACACGUUUUAUGGAUGACAUGGCUGCAUUUAAGCAAGGGAAGGUCAAAAUGGAUGUGGCCAGCACCAUUGAUAGCUAUAUAAACCAGCAUCAUGUUACAAGUGAGGUAGCUAUCGCCGUGAUGGAUAAUAUGGUGGAAGAUGCAUGGAGAACUAUCAAUCAGACAAGAUUUGACCGACGUGCGCUGCUCCCACUUGUUAACAGAGUCGCCGGACUCACCAAGAACAUGACCUGGCUGUUCCAUGAUAAAAUUGACCGCUACACGUUCAGCCGUGGCAACAAAGACAAGAUAGAGCAGCAGUUCAUCGAGCCUAUACCCCUCUAGCUUGUAAACAU